AUGGAUACUUCAACUCCAUCAAUUUCUUCAUCAGAAACAUGCAAUAUGUUGUUAUCAAACGCUGAUGAUAUGCAAUCAAUCACACCAUCUGAAAUUACAUCGACGAACAGCAUGAAGACUUGUGCAGAAAUUACUAAUGACGAAUCUCGACGAAAAACUUUACUGAAGUUAGUCGAAACCCGUUGGGUCGAAAAACAGUUAGCCGUACUCGUGUUUCGUCAACUCUUUUCAGCUAUAAUUAUUGCACUCGAACAAAUUGCCAUCGAUGGGGAUGAAGAGAGUUUUUCCUUAUCACGUGGUUAUUUAAAAUCUUUAUUGGACAGUGAAUUUUGUAUACCAUUGAUUAUUGUCUCGCGAGUCUUCGCUGUAAUAAAACCAUGUGCUGAACAAUUACAGACAACAACACUUGAUUUAAUCAAAUGCUAUGAGAGCAUUGAACAAGUGGCCAUGCAUCUCAGCGAAAUGAUGCAUGAUGACCAACAAAUCAACAAGCUGUACGAUGAACUUGUAACAUUUACUAGUGAACACAAUAUUUCAAUUAUACUUCCUGGCCAAUAUAAAAAAACAAUGAAAGAACUUUUCUCUGAUGUCUAUCAAACAUUUGUGUCGAACACUAUAACAGAACUGUCUUAUCGCUUCAUGGAACAUCAGAAAAUUAUCGUACGCAUUUCUCGUCUCAUUCCUCUACAUGUCGUAUCUACUAAAUUCAAUGAACUCAAGGAAGUAAUUGAAUUCUAUCUCGACGAUUUACCUUCGAACGAUAUGAUUGUGAUCGAGACAGAAAUAGAUCUGUGGCGUUCGUAUUGGUCUUCACGCUCGGAGCAUGACCGACCGACUACUAUUGAACAAGCCCUCAAAUGGACACAUGACAUGCGGGCAUUUUAUCCAAAUAUCUGGCGACUACUCGAAUUGUUUGCUGUACUGCCUGUGACAGUAGCGAAUGCUGAACGAUCGUUUUCAGUAUUGAAACGAAUUAAGACAUAUCUACGUAACAGUAUGGGUGACGAUAGAUUAAGUAGCCUGGCUAUUCUCAACAUACACCAGUCAAUCAUCAAUGAUGAUGAAGAUAGUAUUCAAAUUGUCGACAAUUUCGUUCGACAGAAACGACGAAUUAAAUUUAACUAG
Molecule: messenger RNA, 1125 nt
Organism: Rotaria sp. Silwood2
Lineage: Eukaryota; Metazoa; Rotifera; Eurotatoria; Philodinida; Philodinidae
Source: the annotation of a GenBank genome assembly